This is a messenger RNA of Ctenopharyngodon idella (grass carp), 3442 nucleotides long. Its product is annotated as Y+L amino acid transporter 2-like. Gene Ontology annotation, biological process: amino acid transmembrane transport. Gene Ontology annotation, molecular function: basic amino acid transmembrane transporter activity; L-amino acid transmembrane transporter activity. The record is from RefSeq and is a predicted model, not a curated record. The transcript is spliced from 10 exons. Lineage: Eukaryota; Metazoa; Chordata; Actinopteri; Cypriniformes; Xenocyprididae. Bases 312 to 1775 code for a protein of 487 amino acids. Gene Ontology annotation, cellular component: membrane.
GAAGGAGGAGAAGGAGGAUGGCCUAAUAUUUUAGUGAGGGAAAAGCUGUAGUAUUACAGGCACUGCUGGACGAUGUCAUGAGUCUCCUCCUCCUCCUCUCUCACAGCUCCACGUCCGCUCAGACAUCCACGCACAUGGUUCACGCUUUCUUCACAGAGAACAGAUUUGAUGCGGAAAGAAAAAUGCGAUGAGACUCGGCUGAAACUCUAGGCUUGAGGUGAGCGGACCCUUGUGUGCUUGAUGGUCCAACAUUCCUUAUUCCUGAUUUUUGUAGUACCCUUGCCUCUUGAGUUCAGUCUUCCCAGUUCAUCAUGGGGGACACCGACUCCACCAGCUCCAUGCGUCUGAAGCAAGAGAUCUCGUUACUGCAUGGUGUUUGCCUCAUCGUGGGGAACAUGAUUGGCUCGGGCAUCUUCGUUUCCCCCAUUGGUGUUCUUGAGAAAACAGGAUCUUACGGUCUGUCUUUGGUGGUUUGGGUUAUUGGAGGAAUCUUCUCUGUUUUUGGUGCCCUGUGCUACGCCGAGCUGGGCACCACCAUUCGCAAAUCAGGAGCCAGUUAUGCCUACAUCCUGGAGACCUUUGGUGGCUUCCUGGCCUUUAUCCGUCUGUGGACCUCGCUGAUGAUCGUGGAGCCGGCCUGCCAGGCAGUCAUUGCUCUUACUUUUGCUAAUUACCUAGUGAAACCAUUCUUUCCCACCUGCCCGGCACCAUAUGAUGCAGUACGGCUCAUUGCAGCUCUCAUUAUAGGUCUUCUGACCGUUGUGAACUGCAUGAAGGUGAAGUGGGGGGCCAUUCUUCAGGUCAUCUCUACUUUUGCUAAAGUUCUGGCUCUCAUAGUCAUUAUCAUCGCUGGAAUGGUUGUGCUGGCCCAAGGAAAAACAAACAACUUUAAAGAUUCGUUUGAGAACUCUAAGCUGGAUCCAGGAAACAUGGCUCUGGCUCUGUACGCCGCUUUGUACUCUUACUCAGGCUGGGACACUCUCAACUUCAUCACAGAGGAGAUUAAAAACCCAGAGAGAAACCUGCCAUUGUCAAUUGCGAUCUCCAUGCCCAUUGUCACAGUAAUCUACAUCCUGACUAAUAUCGCCUACUAUGCAGUGCUGGACAUGGAUACAUUGCUAUCGAGUGAAGCCGUGGCUGUGACGUUUGCUGACUAUGUGCUGGGAUAUGCUAGCUGGCUCAUCCCUAUAUCUGUGGCUAUCUCCUGUUAUGGAGGCUUAAACUCCUCUAUCAUUGCUGCCUCCAGGUUAUUCUUUGUGGGCUCACGUGAGGGUCAUUUACCCAAUGUCCUCUGCAUGAUUCAUGUCAAGCGCUACACACCAAUUCCAGCCCUGCUGUUUAACGGUGGCAUGUCACUCAUAUUCCUCUGUGUGAAAGAUGUGUUCCAGCUAAUUAAUUACUUCAGUUUUAAUUACUGGCUGUUCAUCGGCCUUUCCAUAGGCAGUCAAAUCUACCUGCGUAUUAAAGCACCUGACCUGCCCCGUCCUGUUAAGCUGAGUCUGUUCUUCCCUAUAGUGUACUGUAUGUGCAGCGUGUUUCUGGUGAUUGUACCACUCUACAGUGACACCAUAAACUCUCUGGUGGGAAUCAUUGUUGCGCUCUCCGGGGCUCCUGUGUAUUACAUAUGUGUUCACCUCCCGCCUAGCUCCAGACCCGCCUUUCUGGGACACAUGCUCGAUACACUUUCAUUGCAAACACAGAAGCUGUGUUAUUGUUGCGUGGCAGAACCCGGUUUGGACCUGGACAAUCCGCCUGAGGAUCACAAAAAAGAAUAAACACCGGCUCUAAAGGAAGCUAAACCAAUAAACCUGGAUUGCCUAGACUUCUUUGAGAAUAAGCCAAAAUUCCAGCCAGAACCGCAUGUCUGCACCUUCCAGUCUGAGCGUGUAUGGAAUGGAGCAAUGCAUGUUGAUGGAGAUUAGGAUUGAAAUAUUUAUCUGAGUAAACAACUGAACAUACACACAUACGCACACCCUGUGCCUCUGAUCCCUCAGACCUGUGACUGUUUUAAAUGCUAAGUUCAGUCCAGUGGACACAAUGCAGUUAAAGACCGUUGUCAAUGUGACCGUAAUAUGGUGUUUUCUUGAAAUCAGAUUCACCGCCUUGUUUUAUUCUUAAACUUUUAGAUUGUUUUUCCUUUUGUGAGAUUCACAUCAGUUUUACGUAUAUGAGGCUCCUUAGAUGAUCAACUUUUGUUAGGCCAGUUAACUGAAAUCGGUAGAGAAAUUCAUGUUGCAUUUGCUAGAUAAUGAAUCUUGUUUACUGAGAUGAAGGAUUGUUUUAUUGGUACUCCAGACUUCAAAGCCAUAUCUUUUUUAUACUUAUAGCUCCGGUUGGUAAAAUGACUUUUAAAGAUGUUACUCAAGUUUAACUAAUUUUGGGCCUACUUAUAUAAAGAUUUCUUUCUCAUAUCAAGUGUGUCAUUUUAGUCCAAAGCACAGAACGUUUUUUCCUCGUUUAAUCCAGACCAGAUAAUUGUAGACCUGUUGGUUUUAGAAUUUGCUUUUAUUUUUAGUGACUGGCGUUUGAAUAAUGUCUUUCUGUUUUGUCUGUCAUUUACAUGCUGUUUUAUGCUGGAUUAUUUUCUUUUGUCCCCAAAAAGUAAUGUGAAGGUACAGUUUGUAUUUGCAUAAAUGCUGGGGAAAGCACUGUUUUAUGGGAGCACUGUCAUUGUGUGCAGAUACUACAGCGGAAAUGUGUUGGAUUUACCGUACACGGCCAUAUAAAACAGCAGCAUUUGAGUUUACGAGAGGGGAGACGGUGUCUUAACAUGUCCGCCAGUUUUGGUCAAUCUCAGAUUCAGAUGUUUCUAAAUAGUUUUAUUUUGUAUGUUUGUUGACAAGCACAUAUAACACUUUAAUAACUGCCGGUCAGAGGUGACAUUUUCUAGGAUUUCUAGAUGAGUCCAUCAGUUCCUCAUCAGAUGGACCUUUUAGGAUAAUAAACCAAAGAAUUGGUUAUAGGAAUACCAGCAAUUACGAAGCCUUAUGAUGCUCUUGGUAGUAGAGCUUUAAUAUGUCUUAAAGCUGCUAUAUAACGGUACAUCUUGCCAUUGCUCUUUUAUAUUGUAACUGGUCAUCCUUCUGCCCGAUACAGUGACCAAAGUCAUAUUUUAAUCCAUCCAGAAUAUGUCCUGCCCUGAUGUUGUUCAUUACAUAUACUGUUUAAACGUGGAUUGUCUUAAGUACUGUAUGGUUAUUAUAUGUGCCUUAAGCGGUUGUGGAUUAUAUGGCCAGGUGAUCAAUAUUUUGUGAAGAACAUUCAAAUAUACUACUUUGAGUCUUUUGGGUGUCGAUGUUACAAACCUAUGCUCUUCUUUCAUUACAUUCCAUUAUGUUUUUACGUUCAUGUGAGACUGUGGUCCUGUUUAUUGAUUUCUUUUAUUUAUUCCACAGAUGUAGAAUUACACAUUAAAUGACAAUAAACAUAAGACAGAAAGAAA